Chlorella variabilis is the source of this 1266-nucleotide messenger RNA. RefSeq lists its product as hypothetical. Bases 1 to 1266 code for a protein of 421 amino acids. The record is from RefSeq and is a predicted model, not a curated record. The transcript has 10 exons. NCBI's taxonomy places the organism in Eukaryota, Viridiplantae, Chlorophyta, Trebouxiophyceae, Chlorellales, Chlorellaceae. Gene Ontology annotation, molecular function: oxidoreductase activity.
AUGAAACAGGCGGACGUGGUGGUGGUGGGCGCCGGCGUGGCGGGCCUCAACGCCGCUGCCAAGCUGCACAAAGCGGGCGCCAGCGUGGUGGUGGUGGAGGCGUCUGACGGCGUGGGCGGGCGGGUGCGCACCGACGAGGUGGACGGCUUCCUGCUGGACCGAGGCUUCCAGAUCUUCCUGACCUCCUACCCAGAGGCCCAGGAAGCCCUGGACUACGGCGCCCUGGACUUGCGGCCCUUCUAUGCGGGCGCGCUGGUACGGUACCAGGGAGAGUUCCAUCGGGUGGCCGACCCCCUGAGGCACCCAGCGGACGGCCUGGCUUCUCUGGCCAACCCCAUUGGCAGCCCGCAGGACAAGCUGCUGGUGGGGCUGUUCCGCCUGAAGAGCCUGCUGGGCAGCGUGGAUGAGCUGCUCAAGGCGCCAGAGACCAGCAUCGAGCAGCGGCUCCAGGCCGAGGGCUUCUCCCAGCCCAUCGUCGACCGCUUCUUCCGCCCCUUUCUGGGCGGCAUCUUCUUCGACCGCUCCCUGGCCACCUCCUCCCGCCUCUUCUCCUUUGUCAUGCGCAUGCUGGCCACAGGAGCAUUCCCCUCAAACACGCAACCGCGGCCCUGGACCGGCGGCGGCGCGGACGGGGCCCCGCCGGCCGUGCAGCUGGCGGAUGGGGCAACCCGGCCGGCCCGGGGGGGGGUGGUGCAAGCGGAGGGGCCCGAGGCGGCGCGCUGCUGGGGCCUGGCGCUGGCCGGGGCGCCCAGCAAGGCGGCCCCGGCGGUCGGCACUGCUGGCUUUACUUUAAAAGCGGCGCGGCCGCCCAGGCCUGGCAACACGCUGUACCUGGCGGGCGAGGGCGGCGGCCUAGUCAACAACAUGUGCUUUCCCUCAGAGGUGGCACCCAGCUAUGCGCCGCAGGGGCAGACCCUGGUGUCUGUCUCCACGAUCGGCACGCUGGACCAGCUUUCUGAGCAGCAGCUGGUUGAGGGCGUCAAGGCAGAGCUGGGCGGCUGGUUUGGGGCGGGUGAGGUGGCGGGGUGGCAGCACCUGAAGACCUACCGCAUACCCUUUGCGCAGCCCAGCCAGGCGCCGCCCACCGACCUCUUCCGCCCCGUCAGCCUGGGCGGCGGGCUGUACGUGUGUGGCGACCACCGCUGCUCAGCCACCCUGGAUGGCGCGCUGCGGUCGGGACGGGAGGCGGCGGAGGCCGUGCUGGCAGACCUGCAGCGGCAGCCGCGCGGCGCGGCGGUGGCGGCCGCGGCGGCGGCGCAGCAGUAG